This is a messenger RNA of Aspergillus aculeatus ATCC 16872, 660 nucleotides long. Its product is annotated as flavin-linked sulfhydryl oxidase. Gene Ontology annotation, molecular function: flavin-dependent sulfhydryl oxidase activity; flavin adenine dinucleotide binding. The record is from RefSeq and is a predicted model, not a curated record. The transcript has 2 exons. Lineage: Eukaryota; Fungi; Ascomycota; Eurotiomycetes; Eurotiales; Aspergillaceae. Gene Ontology annotation, cellular component: mitochondrion. The annotation marks the transcript as partial.
AAGAAGCUCUUCACGCAUCAGUUCCAAUUCCCCGCAGCCACAGCAGCCACAGCCAGCUCCUCCUCGUCGGCAUCGUCAUCUCAACCAAAGGAUACCAGCAACAAGGACGAACACGUACCCCCGGGGUACACCAAGCUCCCGAAUGGAGUCAUCCUCGACAAAGAAGGCAAACCAUGCCGCCUCUGCACCUCCGCCGCCUCCUGGCGCGCCCUAACCCAAAAAGCCAAAGCCACUGCCACACCCACACCAUCCACCUCCUCCACCACCACCACCACCACUCCCUCAAACCCCACCGCCCAAAAAUACGGUCAAUGCCCCCCAGACGUCGAAGAACUAGGCCGCUCUACCUGGACCUUCCUGCACUCGCUGACGGCCUCGUACCCGGCGCAGGCCUCGCCGGAACAGCAGACGGAGAUGCGCACGUUCCUGGGCAUCUUCUCGCGGCUGUACCCGUGCUGGGUGUGCGCGGACGAUUUCCGUACCUGGAUGGCCGAGCCCAGCGGGCAGAACGCGCCGCGGCUGGCGGGGCGGAAGGAGUUCGGGGACUGGAUGUGCCGGGCGCACAACGAGGUGAAUCGGAAGCUGGGCAAAGAUGAGUUCGAUUGUCGGUUCUGGGAGGAGAGGUGGCGCACGGGGUGGAAGGAUGGGCGGUGUGAUUGA